Molecule: messenger RNA, 1878 nt
Organism: Cylindrotheca closterium
Lineage: Eukaryota; Bacillariophyta; Bacillariophyceae; Bacillariales; Bacillariaceae
Source: the annotation of a GenBank genome assembly
AUGAACACAAUAAAUCAAUCAAAAGAAGACAUGAUUCCAAGAAAGUCAUGGCCAUGGCUCUUCUUCUUGCUCUCUCAGAAUUAUAUUCUCGUAAUCACAGUUUCAAUAGUCUUUGCAUCACCAGUUAUCGGUGAUGGCGAGUUGUAUUACGACUGUCAGAAAAAUCCAUUGGAAUGCACCUAUGGCAAACGCAAAUAUGAAGCUUCCUCAUCUCCUUCCUGUAGUGACCGCCAUCCAAAUUGUCGUAUAUAUGCUUUGAGAGGGAACUGUAUACGGCAUUUUCAGUGGAUGGAAACCCAGUGUCCACAAUCCUGUGGAAUUUGUCCGACGGUCGAAGAUGCACUGAAAGUCGACCAAAGUACCACACCUCAAUGCAUCGACCAUCACCCUCAGUGCCCCAAAUGGGCUAGCGAACAGGAAUGUUUCAUCAAUCCACCUUUUAUCAAUGGAUUAUGUCCCAUGAGUUGUAUUCGAUGCGUUAAUACCACUGUGCUUGAUCGUUCCAAAGACAACACGAUAGAAUCAUCAAGUAAAGGAGACAAUGGCGACUUGUCAAAUGCCCAAAUACAAGCUCGGAUACGAUAUUCUCAAACCGAUUUUGGAGAUUGGCAAACCAUACCUCGGGACGAUCUCAACUUGGUUCCAGUCAUUAUGGAAAUUCUAUUUGACAUGGGAGAAUAUGCUAAAGAACUUUUGGAGGAAGAAGAGGAACGGAUACGACAAGUCCAAGAAGUAGAAUCAUCAGCAGAAAUCGACAAACGAAGAGAACUUAUCGGUCACAAUGGUCAUCCUCUGCUGGGCCCCAGUACCGUUUGCAACAAUAUGCGUCACGAUUGUGCCACACUAGUAGCUCAACACGGUUGUCAUGGUCCCUACUUGGAAUUGAUGAUGCAAGAGUGUUCCUUUGCAUGUCAAUUCUGUCAUGAGACGGAUACCUAUCAUCAGUGCCGCUCGUCGUCGUCGUCGUCGUCGUCUACCACGAGCAGCGCUGGUGAUAAAAAAGUAUCGUUGGAGAGUACCAUUUCCUCCAACAGUUGGAACUAUCACUUUUGGGAGCACCUAUCCACCAAACAUGGGGCGGUCAAUUUGGCACCAGCCCCAAUGAGGACAACAAAAUUCCAAUCUGAAUGGGUAUUGUCCUUAGAUUAUGCGUCAGUUUGGAAGGAUGAUAAAGCGGCUCGCCGACAACGAAAAGAGCUGUUGAAAGUCGCAAAAUCUGCCUUUGAAGACAAUGAAGAAGCAUCUUGUACGGAACGAACCUUCCAGCACACAGGACGAAGGAGAAGAAAACAAGGUAGUAUUGAAAAUGAAAAUGAAGGCAGAAUUGCGACUUGCAAUGGGCCCAUGAAUCCUACAAGUAAUAUUGAUGGCAAUAUUGAUGCUGCAAAAACCAGCACCAGCCCCUCUUCGCUGUCUUCCUCUUGUCAAGAAUUGGAACAAGGAAUCGCACGCUUAUUGGGAAUUGGACCAGAGUACUUGGAACCUUUGGAAUUUUUACUUUUUACAAGCAAUAACAAAGCGCGGCAAGUCCCAAUGUCUGAUUUUGACAAUCACGAUCAGUGGAGACCGAGUGGACAUGUGCUAUUGACCGUACUACUAGUCUUGCAGCCUGCCAAAAAGGGAGGAGCGAUUGGAUUUCCCGAUUUGGAUUGGUUAAUGGUGACAGACCCUGCCAUUUUGAUUUGGCCCACUGCUGCCCAAACGCCGACCCAAUCUUCACCACCACCACCACCAACAACAAAAGCAGAGGACCCUCAUCAUUAUCAAGAGAUGGCCAAUAUGGAAUCCGAACUUCUUCCAGUAAUUCAAGGCGAUUUAUAUGCCAUCAAGAUUCGCGUUCGCCAAUAUCCUUACUUUUACAAUCCAGACUGUGAUUAA